GCGUCCGUGUUCUUGCAUGUGUGAGUGUGAUUUAGACUCUGUGGUCUGUCUCCGGGUUGUCGUUUCAAUUCUCACAGACGAACUGAAGUUCCUCCUCCGCCGAGCGUCAGUCUGCUGUUGACACACCGAGCUGCUGGAUGUCCAGGCUGCAGGUCGACUGCAGCCAUGAGUCGGCGGCGUGUUUCGGUCAAAGACCUGGGUGUGGUGGACUGUGAGGGCUGGCUUCAGCGCAGGAAGGAGGGCCGCAGCUUCCUGGGAAGCAAAUGGAAGAAAUACUGGUUUGUCCUGAAGAAGAACUCUUUGUACUGGUACAACAACAAGAUGGCGGAGAAAGCUGAAGGAUUCAUCAACCUGUCCGGCUUCACCAUCGAACCGGCCAAACAGUGCAGGAAGAAACACGCCAUCACAGCCACUCAUCCACUGGUUGUGACCAUUUUCAUCGCUGCAGAGAGUUUCAAGGAGAUGAACAAGUGGAUCAGUAAACUGUCAGAAGCUGCUGAGCCGUGUGAAGUGAUCAACACUGAAGAGUGCUACAGCGAGGGCAGCGAUCAGGACGCUGACGAGUGUGUGUCGACUUGUUCUCUGGACUCUGAACAGGAAACAGCUGAUUGUGAAAACGGAGACGUCCUCCAGCCUCUCUCUGAGUCCUCGCCCUCCAUCCCUCCCUCGACGGUCACCAUGGAGACGGACAGAGCUGCCGCAGCAGUGUCCGUCCCUCUGAUCCAUGUCGGAGACAAAGAAGAGGAGGAUGCGGUCCAUGAGAAGCCGCCUGACGAGCUGGAGAGUCUGUACCGUCACCUGAGGGCAGCCAGCUUGUCUCCGAUGGGACGGUCCAGUCAGAGGGACUUCAGGACGUCCUUCAUCAGACGAUGUAAGAACGACAAAGUCAACGAGAAGCUUCACCUGCUCCGGAUCCUCAGGAGCACGUUAAAGGCCAAAGAGUUGGAGCUGGCGGCGGUGGAGCAGAUCCUGAACGACCCGGCUCUCACGGCGCCCACGUACAGGAAGUGGAGACUCUCCAACCUCGUCCUGCUGCAGGAGAUCGGUCAGCACGGCCGGGCGGCGGCGGCAGCAGCAGCAGGGGGCGCUGCAGAGCUGAGCUGCUGACAGGUUUCUGAACACAGACUCAGGACUCACUCACACCAAAGAGACAUGUGAUAAACACUGUUUCUGUUUAAUCUGUUCGCUCUGAACGUUUCAUCCUCCUGAGACCAAGUGAAGCUGAGACCAAGCAAAGGUGCUGAACAUGUCGUUGAUCACUUUCUUUAUUAUCCAAGUGUUUUAAAGGUUAGAGCUCCAGUUUGUCGCCUCAUCCACUCAUGAUCACUGUUGUUUUUUAAAAUAUCCAAACACACAAUUUGCUUCUUUAAAUUGACGUUAAGUAUAAAACAGUGAUUAGAACAGAGCUCGUGGAUUCAGUCUUUCAGCAGCUUCCCGCUCACUGGCAUCGAGUCACAGGAGUAAAAGCAGGAAUAAAUAAAAGGAUAAAUAAGUAAAUACAAACAUUUGGAAAUAUAAUGACAAAUAAAUUAAAAAAUACUUUGUCUCCCUUGAAGGCAAGAGAGUAAAAACAAGUGUCUUAAUAUUUCCACAUUUUCUAUUUACUUGUUUCUUCCUGCUUUUAUUUCCUUUAUUCUUUUCUAUGUCUCUCCUGAGGUUCACACUACGACCUCAGACCAGCGAGUCUCAUUCAGACUCUGGACACAGAUUCAGGUUUCAAACUGAGCGGGAAAGUUUGGACGUCAGACUGAAGGAACCUUUAAUGUCAGAGGAGUCUGUUGGUGUCAGAACUGAACUGUGGGAAAUGAAUGAAUGAAUAUGUCAUCGUGGAGUGAUGAGGCCACAGAUUCAGGACCAGAUUCAUAGGACUUUAGUCUUUCGUGAUGCUGCCACCUACUAAGUCCUGAUUGGUUCCAUGCACAUUAGCCCCACCCCUAACCAAGUCACUAUGUGUUGUCAUGGAAACAUUGUGUCCUACAGCCUGCUGGGAGUUUACGAACAAACAGGAGUCUGAGUUUACUGCAGGAACACUGAGCAGCUCCUCUGCUCAUGGUUUCAACUCGUUUUCAAAUGUUCUACAUGAUGGAAUCUAAUGUGUUUGUUUAAUUAAUGUUAUUCCUUUGUAUUUUAUAGUUUUGUUGUAUUUCUGCAGUAAACACUCACAGCUUGUU
Messenger RNA from Seriola aureovittata, 2171 nucleotides. RefSeq names its product interactor protein for cytohesin exchange factors 1-like. The record is from RefSeq and is a predicted model, not a curated record. NCBI's taxonomy places the organism in Eukaryota, Metazoa, Chordata, Actinopteri, Carangiformes, Carangidae. The transcript is spliced from 9 exons. The coding region runs from base 166 to 1107 and encodes 313 amino acids.